GCAGCAAGGCCCUGGAAAGGGGCGGCGCUGCGCUCCGGCAGGCGGAGAAGGAGCCGCGGGGGAGACAAAGGUGCCGCUUCGCACCUUUGCCAGGCUGGCCAGCCCCUCCAAGCCCCCGUUUUCCGCUCUCCCCGCCCGGAGCCUUGGUUGUCAGGCGGGUGAAAGGCGAGCGGAGGACCCGGAGCCUGGUAGCCGCCGCCGCGGGUUCCGGCUGGGAGAUCGCAGCGGUGAAGGACAACAAGGAAAAUGUGGGUCCGGGGGCGCUGAGGGUUUCUUGUCUGGGCACCUUUCGAUCCGUGCAGGGGAAUCAUUGUCUGCGAGAGGAUCUGCUGAGGCCCUGAUCCAAAAUGCACAGAACCACCAGGAUAAAGAUCACUGAGCUGAAUCCCCACUUGAUGUGUGCUUUGUGUGGCGGCUACUUCAUAGAUGCAACCACCAUAGUGGAAUGUUUACACUCCUUCUGUAAAACCUGCAUUGUCCGCUACCUGGAGACCAACAAAUACUGUCCCAUGUGUGAUGUCCAGGUGCAUAAAACCAGGCCCCUGCUCAGCAUCAGGUCUGACAAAACCUUACAAGACAUAGUCUACAAACUGGUCCCUGGGCUUUUCAAAGAUGAAAUGAAGAGACGGCGUGACUUCUAUGCAGCCUACCCCAUGGCAGACGUUCCCAAUGGGUCUAAUGAGGAUCGUGGGGAAGUUUCCGAACAAGACAAAGGGAACCUGACAGAUGAUGAAAUUGUCAGCUUAUCCAUAGAGUUUUACGAAGGAAUGAGAGAUGAAAAGAAAGGGACGAUUGAAAACGGGGAUGCGGAGAAGGAAAAGAAGAACGGUGUAAGGUUCCUCCGGUGUCCUGCUGCCAUGACAGUCAUGCAUCUGGCUAAAUUUCUCCGCAAUAAGAUGGAUGUUCCCAGCAAGUACAAAGUGGAAGUUCUCUACGAAGACGAACCUUUAAAGGAAUAUUACACGCUUAUGGACAUCGCCUAUAUCUAUCCUUGGAGAAGGAAUGGGCCUCUCCCUUUGAAAUACCGAGUGCAGCCAGCUUGCAAGAGACUAAAACUGUCCCAGCCUGCAAACUCUGAAUGCACCAACACCAGCGGAGCAUCCGAGUGCGAAUCCGUCAGCGACAAAGCCAACAGCCCUGCCACCUUGCCUGCCACCUCCUCGUCCCUGCCAAGCCCUGCCACACCUUCCCACGGGUCGCCCAGCUCCAACACCACCACGAUAAGCAUCCCUGCCAACCCCGGCACCAUACUCAAUGGCACCUCGAACUGCCACCAAAUGCCACCCUCCGCCAGCAGGGGGCGCAAAAUGACUGUGAAUGGCAGCACAGCAUCGGCCUUGACCUAGAAGGGACCCCUUGGGCAUGACUUUCCAUUUUAUAUAUAAAUAUAUAUGUGUAUAUAGGAAAAAAAUUAUACAUACUUAUUUUCUAUUGAUUGACCAGAUUAAUUUAAAAUGCAAACAACAGACACAAAAUGUGGUUGAGUAUUUUUU
Messenger RNA from Mauremys reevesii (Reeves's turtle), 1493 nucleotides. It is a transcript of the gene PCGF2, whose product is annotated as polycomb group ring finger 2. Gene Ontology annotation, cellular component: PRC1 complex. Gene Ontology annotation, biological process: negative regulation of transcription by RNA polymerase II. Bases 348 to 1346 code for a protein of 332 amino acids. Lineage: Eukaryota; Metazoa; Chordata; Testudines; Geoemydidae. The record is from RefSeq and is a predicted model, not a curated record. The transcript is spliced from 10 exons. Gene Ontology annotation, molecular function: promoter-specific chromatin binding.